AUGCUGGCUAUAUUUAAAUUUUACAGGUCCUUUGGUACCAAAUCUCGGCGAUUCCAACCAUCUUGGUUGAAAGACCAUCAUUGGAUGCGCUAUUCUAUUUCCACCGACUCUGUGUUUUGUGCGUACUGUUUCUUAUUUGGCAAUGCUGAUUCGAAAGAAAAAUCGUUCUUAUCCAGUCCAAUGACAGACUGGAAAAAUCUGCUAUCACUUGCGCGGCGCCAUGAAAAUUUAGCAUUUCAUAAGGGUUGUGUAACGGCGGGGGAAGAAUUUGUACGAGUAAGUGAAGGGAAGGGAGAUACCGUUGUGAGCAUGCUAUCAUCAAGCCACAAAAAACAUACUGAGAGAAAUAGACAUAUACUUAAGACAAUUAUCGAAGUGCUAUUACUAUGUGGUAGGCAGAACAUCCCUAUAAGGGGACACACUGAAGAUAAGAGUAACUUCAUUGCCAUCCUUUCUGAAUUUGCCAAGAGAGACCCCGUCUUAAGCGACCACCUUGCCACGCGUCACGCGUCACGCUCUACCUACUUAUCCCCUGAUAUCCAAAAUGAACUAAUCAAUCUGCUUGGAAACCAGGUGCGCAAAAACAUUGUGGAUUCUUGCAGGAAUUCUAAGUUUUUGGGCAUUAUUGCUGACGAAUGUACCGAUUCCUCUACAAAAGAACAGAUGUCUUUGUGCAUUAGGUUUCUUGAUAGUAUCGAUGGUUGUCUUGAGAUACGAGAAGAGUUUGUUGGCUUUAAAUAUGCAGAGAGUGUGAAAGGUAUGGCAGUUUCCAAUAUCAUCAUUGAUUUUCUUGCUGAAUUGAACCUGAAUAUUCAGAAUCUACGAGCUCAGUGCUACGAUGGAGCUGCUAACAUGUCGGGGAAAUACAGUGGCGUCCAGGCCAGGAUACUUCAAGUUGUUCCCGAGGCUUCUUAUGUUCACUGCAAAGCACACUCGCUGAAUCUUGCAUUGAUACACAGCAGCAAGGUUAUGUGCAUUCGAAACAUGAUGUCAACAGUGCAGGAUGUGGCAUUUUGUUUUGAUUAUUCUGCAAAGCGUUUGAAAGCAUUCUCCGACGAACUGGCUGAAAACGAUGACGUACAGGAGCAGAUGGACCGACGAACAAAACUCAGAACACUGUGCGAAACGCGUUGGUCAAGUCGAGCAGAUUCACUGUUCACCUUCCGCUCAGCUUUCCCCGUGGUCGUUGCUGCCCUCCAAUCACUUGAAGAUGCUAAAGAUGAGAAGGCAUCGCAAUACUUAGCUGCUAUUUUGAGAUUUGAAUUUAUCAUUGCACUAGUUGUAGCGGAACACGUUUUGAGCUCUACAGUAGCCUUAACAAACUAUCUUCAAAAAAAGGACAUAGACCUUUUAGAAGCAGUAACAGAGGCCAAAGUCGUUAUCAGGAGAUUAACUGAUGAAAGAAACGACAUUAGUGUUUGGGAUGCAUUGUAUGGCAGGGCAACUGAAAUAGCUGCAGAGCAUGACUUGCAGCCAUGCGUUCCAAGAAGAGCAGGACGUCAACAACACAGAGAAAAUCAUCCCCUAAACAACCCGUCGGAUUACUGGAGAGUUUCGUUGUAUCUCGUCUUUUUAGAUCACCUGGUAAACGAAAUAUCUAGUCGAGUAACAAAGAACGAAGAGAGAUUUUUAAUUUCGUAUUUGCUACCAGCCAAACUGCAAGACCUUACAGCGGAUGUUACAGAUCGUCUGUACAACGCCUAUAAGUCAGACCUCACUAGCAAAGUAGAGUUUGUGGAUGAAAUAACAAGAUGGAGGAUUAGAUGGAAUCUUGCUGGUACCGAUACAGGACCGAAUAAAAUCAUCGAUCUCCUGAAUAAAACCAACAAAGACAUUUAUCCUGGCAUUUUCUGCGUUCUGUCCAUUUUCUUGACCAUGCCAGUAUCCUCGGCCUCUAGUGAGCGUUCGUUUAGUGCGAUGCGUAGAGUUAAAAAUUAUUUGAGAACAACUAUGGGAGACGAAAGGAUGUCCAAUCUUUCUCUGUUGCAUGUACAACGUCAUAUGCCAGUUGACAUUGAUGCUGUUGCUUUAAGUGAUGUUUUUUGUCAUAAAAUUUACAGGGUCAACAUCUGUGUCCAGAAAGGCGAGAGGAAGUAUGAAAUUGGAAUAUCAAAAGAUAUAUAUAUCAUGUUACAAAGUCCAAAUUGUGACCCAGCUGUAAGGAGUUCUAUACUGAAAACUGCUUACGACACGGCGGCGAAUGCAGCAAAUGCAGCAGCUACCGGUACUCCUGCACCAAUCUCUGAUGAGGUUGCCCCCUCAAUGUGCCGAAAAGGUUCACAUAUGGAAAGAAAAGGAGGAAAAGGACCUCAUACAAAUAAGAUUAGGUAUGGACGAACAGUUUCAGGAUGUGAAGAACCAUGAUGUUCUUUGGGGCCAAAUUACAAAGAAAUUAAAUGCACACAACAUAUUUAUAAGUGUGCUUCAAGUAAAAAAUAAAUGGAAAAACUUGAAAAAAACCUACAAAAAGGUGAUUGAUGAAAACAAUAAAACAGGAAACAAAGCAACUACUUGGAAAUUUUAUGAUGAUUUCAAUGAUGUUUUCGGCAACAGAGCAUCUACUCAAGCCCAGGUAACAUACGACAGUUCUGCAAAAAGAAAACUGGUGAAGUUGGGUAAUACUGAUGAUGAUGAUGAUGAUAGCAUUAUCGAUCCAAAGUCAAAUUCGAAACCAAAAAAAAUCAAACCUGAAAAAAACAUAACAAAUGCAGCAAAGGCCAUAGAAAAAUUAACUCAGCAGGGAGAGGAAAUGCUUCAACAGAUGAAGUCGCAACAUGAUGCCAAAAUGGAUCGUUUUGAUCGACUUUUGAAUCUUAUGGAGAAAAAAAACUAAUGUGAAAUUAGUACUGAAAACAAAAAGUAUGCAUUGCUUAUAAGGCCAAAAUUAAAAUAGUCUCGUUUCCUGCUACCUAACCUACCCUAUUUUUUUGCACCUGACCUUAAAGUUUUUUAGCUUUUGUGGGGAAAAAAAUGGAAAAUGCAGGAAUUUUAUGUUCCAAAAGUUAAAAAAAAAAAUAUUCAAAUUGUAUUUCAUGAAAUAUAUGUUUAAAAUAUGGACUUUCAUAAAAUUCAACUUGAGUUAUGCAUCAAAAGACAUAGAAUUACAUUUUAAAAGAUAAUAAUGACCUAGCUUUGACAUGUUUAAUUUGGUUUAAAGUUUUGUAGUAGUUCAUAUUCCCAAAAUACCGUUGGAAAAAUAAAAUAAAAUAAUUUUCCUAACUACCUACCCCAUUUUUUUUAAGGCUGGUAGCAGGAAACAAGACUAUUAUU
Saccostrea cuccullata (small rock oyster) is the source of this 3270-nucleotide messenger RNA. Its product is annotated as 52 kDa repressor of the inhibitor of the protein kinase-like. The record is from RefSeq and is a predicted model, not a curated record. Bases 1 to 2364 code for a protein of 787 amino acids. The transcript is spliced from 4 exons. Gene Ontology annotation, molecular function: protein dimerization activity. Lineage: Eukaryota; Metazoa; Mollusca; Bivalvia; Ostreida; Ostreidae.